Pyricularia grisea is the source of this 225-nucleotide messenger RNA. RefSeq lists its product as uncharacterized. The record is from RefSeq and is a predicted model, not a curated record. The transcript has a single exon. NCBI's taxonomy places the organism in Eukaryota, Fungi, Ascomycota, Sordariomycetes, Magnaporthales, Pyriculariaceae. The annotation marks the transcript as partial.
GUAGCCAUAAAAAUUUUCGUGGAUAAUAUCUAUCGGCAGGUCGUCGAACGUUAUAUUAUUACGCCUUUUCCCGAAAUUUUUAAUCCAAUAAUUAUUUCCCGAUUUACGGACGACGAGCUUUUUCAAAUCGGAUCCGAAUCGGAAAAACAAAACCGCAAACGGGAAAAAUUUAAGGCCAGGGUAAAAAAACUAAAAAGCAACCUUAAAAAUCUCCAACGAUAUUAA